AUCACCAGGCCUCUCUAUAUAGGGCGGGUUCUAUGCACAAAUUUAUAACGGAAAAGGUUUUGUUGGUUUGAAGAUUACCAGGCCUCUCUAUAUAGGGCGGGUUCUAUGCACAAAUUUAUAACGGAAAAGGUUUUGUUGGUUUGAAGAUUACUGAAGAAAUGGUUGGUCAUAAAUUUGGAGAGUUUGCUUCUACACGGAAAACCUCUUCCUUAGGUAAGAGAGCUUUGCCCCUAAAACCAAGAUCAAACCAAUCAAAAAGGAUUCCAUAU
This is a messenger RNA of Marchantia polymorpha subsp. ruderalis, 269 nucleotides long. NCBI's taxonomy places the organism in Eukaryota, Viridiplantae, Streptophyta, Marchantiopsida, Marchantiales, Marchantiaceae. The record is from the annotation of a GenBank genome assembly.